AUGGGCGAGGUCCCGCGGAUUCGCAUUGACCGCAGGUGCCUGAAGCAACUCAAGGAUCAGGCCAGUACAAUUGAACGUCUAUUCGGUGUACGUCUAUCAUUAUCGUGCGAUAAUGAUAAUGACAUUAUCCUGAGCGAUAACGAACCACCACCGGAUAAUGAUAGUGCCACAUGGAAUGAAAAUCAAGUGCUCGUACCACUUGAGCUAUCCGUUACCCUUUCCGGUUAUUUUAUCGGUGUGGACGUGGGAGGAGACAGUGGUGGGGAUAAGGAGCACAAUACAUCAUUGCCGGAUGAAGCGAGACACUGUGCACCAUCUCUCUCCCCUGACGUUGUCGCGAGGGUUCAGAGAUAUGUUGAUUGCACGGUGCUGGGACGUGGGAGUGCGGGCACCGGUACAGAAGCCGAGGACUCAUCCUAUGACAGCGAUUUCGAGGCUGAAGAUUCAAUCGGCUCGACAGUUGUGCAUUCACAAUUGGAGUCGCAGGUAUCAUCAUCCACGCAUUCGGACGUAUCGCGGACAACAUCCGACACCCUGGCGGCAGAGUUUGCGGAAUAUGUCACGGUACGGGGAGUGUCACCCACGCAGAAUCCAGGCUAUACCGCUCGGGUAGAGUUCGCCCUGAAGCUAGGAUACACCGAGCGCCUCGUUCAAGUGGCCCUCCACAAACUGGGUCCUGAUCCCGGCCAAAACGAGCUCCUAGCGGAGUUAAUCCGCCUCGGAGCGAGUUCGGCCCGCUUCACAGACAGUCCAGAGGACCCAGACUACCUCGCCGAGGUCGAUCCUCCCCCAGACGAAACUCGCCGAUCAGCCGAAUCCUCCGGAGGUCUACGACCAGUCGUCAUAGACGGCAGUAACGUGGCAAUGAGCCACGGUAAUAAAGAAAUAUUCUCCUGUCGUGGCAUUCAAAUCUGCGUCGAUUGGUUUCGCUCGAGGGGCCACAAGGAGAUCACAGUCUUCGUACCAAAAUGGCGUAAAGAGGCGUCACGACCGGACAAUCCCAUCGCCGAUCAGGAGAUUCUCGGGGAAUUGGAAAGAGACAGACUACUUGUCUUCACACCAUCGAGACUAGUCGGUGGAAAGCGAAUGGUGUGUUACGACGACAGAUACAUUCUACGACUAGCCGCCGAGCUCGACGGAAUAGUCGUCAGCAAUGAUAACUACAGAGAUCUAGCGCAGGAGAGUCCAGAGUUUCGUAAAGUCGUUGAGGAGAGAAUUCUCAUGUACAGUUUCGUCAACGAUCGUUUCAUGCCACCUGACGAUCCCCUGGGACGAAGUGGACCAACUCUCGACAAUUUUCUGAGGACAGGAGUGAGGAAGAACGAUCCUGCCCCACCCUGUCCCUACGCCAAGAAAUGUACCUACGGGAAUAAGUGUAAAUUUCGUCAUCCCGAGAGGGGUCCACAUCCCCAGAAGUCAGUGACUGAGAGACUCGUUGAGCACGCACAGAGGCAUCUUCAAGCCAGGGGUCCAAGUUUGAGUCUACCAUUGUCAUCAUCGAGUUCAAAUGUUCACACGGGCCAUCAGCCUCUCUGCAGAGCGAGAUCUGCUGUUCCUCCGUCCAUUCAAUCAUCCACAUCCGUCCCCAAGAGCAAAUCUGUCGAGAAUGUCACGGAUUCGGUGGCGGCCUCGGUCUAUGUCCAGCAGCUGCCUGCGACCAGUGUUCAAGGGUAUUCGGGGGCUGUGGGGUGGCCUGCACCGAGGGUGAAUAAUCCGGAGCCAGAGCCGGCUAAUAUGCAUAGGAAAUUGCAGAGGCAGUUGACGUUGAAUCCAGCGUGCGAUCCAAGAUUGUAUCAAUUGAGGAGAUAUCAUCAGCAACCUCAGCAUCCUGGGAUGCCCUCGGGUAGAAGUAGUAUGCAGCACAGGCCGCUGGUCAGGCACACCAGUAACGAGUCUUAUUCACUUUCUAUGAACUGGGAUCCAUCGGACCACCACAACCAUCAGCACGUGACGCGCAUAGCCUCAGCCCCCGAUUCCUCCCGAGGUUGGCCCCCACGAGGUGGAGGCCUAGCACUGCCCCCAAGAAGUCAACGUCUAGGAACAUCAGAGCCUCAACUAAACCUCGUCCCAUCUCCCUCGCUACCUAGUCUCCACCCCCCAUGGACAGCAUCGCAAACGCAAGACGCCAGACGUCGUCUCCACUACCACCUCGCAAAUAUCUUCCCCGAAGAGCAGGUCCAGACAGCGAUGUCACUGCAUCCGCACGAGACAGAUCCCCAAAAGAUAUGUGCAGCAAUUCUCGCAAUGUUCCCUAAACCCUAGGGAAUCAGUCUUCUCCAGCAAUUGCUUGCGUUGUUUCUUCCAAACGCCCGAAAAAAAUUUCAUAGAAAAUUCUAGCGAAUUCGCUAGGCAAUUCCAUUUUAUUUCUAUUAAACUUUCUACAGUACAGACUUCGUAUAAGAUAGCUCUCUAUAAGAUAUCUCGCGCUCCGAGGGCUCGAGGCCUACCCCCACUCACGGCACUUUUAUCGCCUCCCGAAUGUUUAUGUUCCGUGGGCUCCUUAUAAGAUACCUAUAGCCCCGGUCAUUUUUCGACGGGUAGAGAGUAGUUAAAAGGAUCAAA
Diachasma alloeum is the source of this 2562-nucleotide messenger RNA. RefSeq names its product probable ribonuclease ZC3H12D (gene Regnase-1). The record is from RefSeq and is a predicted model, not a curated record. Gene Ontology annotation, molecular function: metal ion binding; RNA endonuclease activity; mRNA binding. The transcript has 4 exons. Lineage: Eukaryota; Metazoa; Arthropoda; Insecta; Hymenoptera; Braconidae. Gene Ontology annotation, cellular component: cytoplasmic ribonucleoprotein granule; nucleus. Bases 1 to 2262 code for a protein of 753 amino acids.